AUGUCCGCCGAAUAUACCUUUGUCGAUGUCAAGGAACAUCAAUCGAAGAAGGUUGGGGGUUUUUUUUUUCGCCUUCCCAUCUCCCUGAUUUUGCUCAUUCUCAGAAUCCGUACCCGUGGUUGGAUUAGUUCACGUGGCCCUACUGACUCUUUUCCUCGACAGGAUCUCUGGCUUGUUGUCCAUGAUAUGGUCUACUCUUGUGGAGAUUUCGUUGACGAGCACCCGUAUGUGCCCAGCUAUGCAUCUCUCCCGUUCUAGCUAACCACCAAAUUACCGACGUAGGGGCGGAGAAGAAGUCCUGAUGGAUGUGGCCGGACAGGAUGCGACUCUAGCCUUCGAGGUCCUCCCUUUGGUUAUCCUUCCAUAUGCCUACAAUAUAUUUACUCGAGGCUUGUGAGUUAGGAUGUCGGACAUUCGGACGAAGCCCGAGAAAUUCUCAACGGAUUGUUGGUUGGCACACUCAAGAGAACCGUAUGCUUACUAAGCCUUCUGUUAUGCCCCGGCAAUUGCGGGAGCCGUUGGUUUUAAUUGACAUUUCACCCCGUCCAGGGAUCCGACCCGAAGCCUCCUGUUACCUCUCCAAGUUCCACCUCCCAGACCCAGAGCAAUGAUGCUGGAACGUGA
Messenger RNA from Tuber aestivum (summer truffle), 624 nucleotides. The record is from the annotation of a GenBank genome assembly. NCBI's taxonomy places the organism in Eukaryota, Fungi, Ascomycota, Pezizomycetes, Pezizales, Tuberaceae.